AUGACAAUCAAAAAACUUAAAGGAGGAUCUUUUAAAACUUUAGAUUUAAACUUUAAAUUACUGGAAAACAUUCCAUUUAACAAUCCUACACCUAUUCAGAGAAAAACAUUACCAGAUAUUUUAGAUGGGAAGUCUUUAAUGGUUAUUGCUAGAACUGGUAGUGGAAAGACACUGUGUUAUUUAAUACCUGCUAUUGAAAGAGCUUUAGAAGGUAAGAAUUCUUUGAUAUUGUUGCCAACUAAAGAGUUAGUUAUUCAAGUAAAAGGAUUGUAUAAGAAAUUGACUAAAAAAUUAAAACAUGAAGGAAAAAUUGAUAUUAUGACUUUGAAGAGUGAUUUUGAUGCAUCUAUUUAUAACUUUUGUGCAGUUGAUGAAUUUGAUCGUAUUUUAGAAGAACCUUCUCUUAAUGAACAUUUUGAAAAAAUUAGUGAGAAGUUAAACUGUCAAAAAAUUUACUUGUCUGCUACUUUACCAAAUGAUCCAAUUGAUAUGAAAAUGAUUAUGAUUGAGACUAAAAUACCAGAAACAAUUACACACUCUUUUUAUUAUGUUCCAUCCGACUGUAAGGAAGCGGCAUUACUUAAUUUGAUAGAUAAGAACAAAAGAACUAUUAUUUUUACUGCUACUAGAUAUAGUGUGGAUCUUAUUGUUGCUGUUUUGGAGAAGUAUAACUAUGAAAGUAAAGGAAUAUACAGUUCUAUGGAUGACGAGGCAAGACGCUCUCAUUUUAAUAUGUUUAUUCAAAAACAGAUUAAUUUUUUAGUUGUAACUGAUGUUGCGGCAAGAGGAUUGACAUACCAGAAUUAG
Messenger RNA from Hepatospora eriocheir, 807 nucleotides. NCBI's taxonomy places the organism in Eukaryota, Fungi, Microsporidia, Hepatosporidae. The record is from the annotation of a GenBank genome assembly.